Molecule: messenger RNA, 1605 nt
Organism: Puccinia triticina
Lineage: Eukaryota; Fungi; Basidiomycota; Pucciniomycetes; Pucciniales; Pucciniaceae
Exons: 7
Coding region: 1-1605 (534 amino acids)
Molecular function (GO): heme binding; oxidoreductase activity, acting on paired donors, with incorporation or reduction of molecular oxygen; monooxygenase activity
Source: RefSeq, a predicted model, not a curated record
AUGACGCUGGCUGCCACCAUCCUCAUCAGUGUCGCCAUCCUCACCUGGCUGGCUUGCUUCUACAAGAGAGACAAGAACCAUGACCGGAAGUAUACAACCCAUACUCGGAAGAUGCCCCAGCCGAUGGGCUCACCAUUGGUCGGCAACUUGUUUCAAAUCCGCCAAGCGAACCCGUGGAUCCAGAUGUCCAAAUGGACCAAAGAAUUAGGUCCUAUCUAUCGUUUGAAAAUGGGCCGCUCCGAUCUGAUCGUAUUAGGAACGCCCAAAGCAGCAGUAGAGUUAUUAGAGAAAAGGUCAUCCAAAUAUUCAUCAAGACCUCGAAACAUUAUGACAUCGGAAUACGUCUCGAAAGGCCUAAGGCUAACAUUCAUGCCUUACGAUGACCUGUGGCGACGACAACGCAAGUUGUUACACCUGCUCACUCAACCCAAAGCCGCUUCAAACUAUCAUCCCAUUCAAUCUCAAGAAUCUGCCCAGCUUUGUUUAGACAUCUUCAAUCAUCCCCAAGAACAUUGGAAACAUUCUCAAAGAUAUGCCGGCUCGACUGUCUUGCAAAUCGCCUUCAAUCGACGAGCCCUAAGUAUCGAAGAUCCAGCGAUCACCAGCAUGAGGGAAUGCAAUGAGAAGAUGAUCGAGACGGCGGUACCAGGAAGAUAUCUAAUCGAUUCGCUUCCGAUCCUGUCCUACUUACCAUCGAUCCUCUCGCCAUGGAAACAAUACGGUAAUCAGCUCUUCAACGAAACCCUCGACCUAUUUGGAGAACUUUACCGAGGAGUCACUCAACAGUCUCAUCCCCUGCAGCAACCCUUCGAUCCUGCUCAUGGUGCUUGCUUCGUAGCUAGAAUCGAGAGUCUGAAAGAUUCUUACCGAUUGACUGAUAAUCAGGCUAUCUUCUUGGCCGGCGCAAUGUUUGGUGCUGGUAGUGACACGACAGCGGAUGCGAUCGAGACUUUUAUCUUUGCUUGUGCAGCUAAUCCGGAUAAAGUGGCCAAGGCCCAGGAGGAACUCGAUCGAGUUGUAGGGAGAGACAGACUCCCAGAAUUCUCGGAUGAGGAAGCACUAGUAUAUUGUGGGGCGAUGGUCAGGGAGUUGUUAAGAUGGAGAACAGUGAUACCCGGAGGUUUAGCACACAUGUCGACCGAAGAUGAUGAAUAUGAAGGGUAUUUUAUACCCAAAGGCACGACAAUUGUAGCUAACCAUUGGUCGAUCCAUUUGGAUGAAGAGACCUACAAGGAUCCUCAAAGAUUUAUCCCUGAAAGGUUUAUUGAUACCCAAACUGGCUUACUGAUUGGUACCAAAUGGUCUACCUAUGGUCAUCAUGCCUUUGGCUUUGGUAGAAGAAUUUGUCCAGCUUUACAUAUUGCAAACAAAUCAUUAUUUAUUACGUUUACAAGACUCUUAUGGAGCUUUGAGAUUAAAAUUAAAUCAUCAAGCGCAAUGAGCACGGAAGAAUUUGUAAGAUCAAUCAAAUUUUCUACGGGAUUCUCUUCUCAUCCAAUCAACUUGAACGACUCGUUUAUCGAGAUCCUGCCACGAGACUCUUCAACCUUCAAAGUCUUGACCGAAGCUGUUGAGCAUGCCGGAGUUGAUCCUAUCAAGUUAUGA